This is a messenger RNA of Cyphellophora europaea CBS 101466, 1260 nucleotides long. RefSeq lists its product as uncharacterized. Gene Ontology annotation, biological process: proteolysis. Lineage: Eukaryota; Fungi; Ascomycota; Eurotiomycetes; Chaetothyriales; Cyphellophoraceae. The transcript has 3 exons. The record is from RefSeq and is a predicted model, not a curated record. Gene Ontology annotation, molecular function: serine-type endopeptidase activity. Bases 1 to 1260 code for a protein of 419 amino acids.
AUGAAGUGGACAGCAUCGGCAACAGUUUUUGGUCUCUUGGCCCCUCUCCUGGCCUCGGGUGCUCCUGUUGCUCAGCAGGACGGAGCAGCCGAUACGCCAGUCGUGCAGCCCGCCGAACCAACUACUGGAUAUAUUGUCACGUUGAAGCCUGGCAUUGCUGCCAAUGAAAGUGCAACUCACAUUGCAUGGGCUGGUGAUCUCCAGCGCCGUGGUCUUGUUAAGCGCCAGGAGGCUGACCAAGAGCUAAAGACCUUUGACUUGUUCGACUACAAAGGUUAUGCGGGCGUUUUUGAUGAAGAGACAAUCGCUGAGAUCGAAGCCAGCGACGAGGUCGAACUUGUCGAGCCUGACCUUCCUUGCUAUAUGACGGCACUGGUCACACAGAACAAUGCCGAGUGGGGACUUGGUAGGAUCUCUCACCGUCAAUCUCCAUCCAGUCAGUAUGUGUACGACGACAGCGCUGGGCGUGGCACCUAUGCGUACGUCAUUGACUCAGGUGUGAGCAUCAGUCAUCAAGAGUUUGGCGGUCGUGCUUCUAACGGGGCGAACUUCGUCGGUGGCUCCAACGUCGACUCCGGCGGCCAUGGUACUCACGUUGCCGCUACGAUCGGUGGUCGUACCUAUGGUGUCGCUAAGAACACGAACAUCGUCUCCGUCAAGGUGUUUGGUACGGGUUCUAGCCCUACAUCUGUUAUCAUGCAAGGCUUCCAAUGGGCUGUCAACGAUAUCACCAGCAGAGGUCGCGCCGGUGUGUCUGUCAUCAAUAUGAGCUUGGGCACAGAGCGUGGUGUCGAAACAGCCUUUAACAAUAUGGUCAACACGGCCUACAGCAACGGUGUUUUGUCUGUUGUUGCCGCUGGCAAUGGUGUCACUGACCCGCGUACCGGUGCUUUCAUUGGACCCAUCGAUGCUUCGGAAGUUUCUCCAGCAUCCGCUGCGAACGCCAUCACCGUUGGUGCCAUUGACUCCUCCAAUCGCCGCGCCCAGUUCUCCAACUACGGCACCACCGUUGACAUUCUCGCCCCAGGUGUCUCUGUUCGUUCUGCCUGGAUCGGCUCCAACACCGCCACCAACUCCAUUUCGGGCACAUCCAUGGCCACUCCUCACGUUGCUGGUCUGGUAGUUUACCUCAAGGCUCUUGAAGGCUUGGCCAGCCCAGCUGCGACCACCAACCGACUUGUUCAGCUCGCAACCACAGGACAGAUCAGCGACAUCAGAGGCAGUCCCAACCGCAUUGCCUACAACGGCAAUGGUGCGUAA